This is a messenger RNA of Aphanomyces astaci, 1502 nucleotides long. RefSeq lists its product as hypothetical. Gene Ontology annotation, molecular function: metal ion binding. Lineage: Eukaryota; Oomycota; Saprolegniomycetes; Saprolegniales; Verrucalvaceae. The transcript is spliced from 7 exons. Bases 66 to 1502 code for a protein of 478 amino acids. The record is from RefSeq and is a predicted model, not a curated record.
ACACUUCGAAGUACAAGUAGGGGUCGGUCGCAGUGUCCCCCUGCACACGAAUCCCCCCAACGCCCAUGAGCCACGCGAUGGAAAGUCGAGGACAUAGCAGUUACGACACGAUGGGAAGUCGAGGAGAUAGCAGUCAUGCGAUUUCCAGUACGUCGGGCAUGUCUUUGGACGAACAAGAGCCGCGGCUCCGUCUACAGUGCCAAUCCUUGUUAAAAAGUGCCCUGGCCACGCCGAUCAACAUUGCUACCGACUCGGGGUGGACGUUGAAGCACGAAAAGCAAGGCGUCCGAGUGUAUUGCAAGUCGCUGCAGGACAAGGAACUGGACAAAUACGUGUGCACAGGCACACUCAACACGUCGCUCCCGUGCCUGGCGUGGGGGCUUUACGCCGCCACCACGGACGACCUUCGCAUUUCCGCCUCCAUCUUGUACGAGAGCGAGUUCAUGGACGCUAAAGUCGUGCGCGUGUUCGAAGCAGCCUCCGCCGACGACUCGUUCAAGUUUUCCGGCGUCAAAUACAUCAAAACCCAGAUGCCCGUGCAGUCUACCCACGUCAGCCGCGACGCUGUCUACUUUGAAUACUCGGGGUGUCGAGCGUUGCCCAACGGCAGCCGGUAUUUGUUUGUCGUUCAAGAUGCCAUCCAAUCCAAACAAGUGCCGCCGCAAACAAAUGUCGCGAGGGAGUCUAUUACUAUAGUGUACCUGUUUAAUGAACUCCCGGGGGGCCGUGUGCAGUUCUCGAUGGAGUCGUCCGUGCUUCCCGUUGGAGUGAUCCCAACAUGGUUUACUGCAUACUCGUACUGGCAAACCAUGGCGCGACUAGAAUGUCUUCCGGAAGUUCGAAGCAUUAUUGUCUCGGCGCGGCACUUCAAUGUUGCGUGGGUGCCUGACAGCGCGAGAAAACACUGCAUUGUGUGCACGAAACGCUUCAGCCCGCUGCGAAGUCGCCACCACUGUCGGUCGUGUGGCGAUAUCAUGUGUGCCGCUUGCACAGUUCGCAUCGCAUACACGCCGCUGUUUUUGCAGUCUGAGCCGUCCCAAAAGGCCAUGCAAGAGCGUAAAAUCUGUGCCCAAUGUAUUCGAGUGACGAAGGAAUCGCUCAUUGCUAAAUAUCCAUUGCACGCGAUCAAGCCGCCAUCCCAGUCAACCAACAUAAGCUGUUUCGACGAACACAAUACACUCAACGAAGGCGACAUAUCCAAGGUCAACCACCGCCUUGGCGGAAUCUCAACCUCCGACACCACUGCGACAACCAAAAAUGACUCCCCCCCUCCACGACAAUGCGUCAGCAUGGACGAAGGGAAUUGCCAACAUGAUCAUGAUUAUCUCGACAACCCGUUCCAGUCCAUGGCGCUAACAAGACCAACCGCUGCCCGAUACAGGCGAAAGACACCGGGCCCGACCUCUGAAGGGUUCAUCGUGUGUCAGUUCAAUGGGAGCAAUUUGGAAACCAUCCAUACCACUGAAAAUGGACUCACGCUGUCCAUUGCACAUCAACAUUAA